This is a messenger RNA of Alligator mississippiensis (American alligator), 539 nucleotides long. RefSeq names its product cytochrome c oxidase subunit 5B, mitochondrial. The record is from RefSeq and is a predicted model, not a curated record. Lineage: Eukaryota; Metazoa; Chordata; Crocodylia; Alligatoridae. The coding region runs from base 62 to 454 and encodes 130 amino acids. Gene Ontology annotation, cellular component: mitochondrial envelope. The transcript is spliced from 4 exons. Gene Ontology annotation, biological process: mitochondrial electron transport, cytochrome c to oxygen.
GCGCUGUCCCCGGAAGUAGCCGCAGUCGUCAAGCGGCCUGGUGUAGUCUCUGUUGGACGUUAUGGCAGCCCGGUUUCUGCGCGCAUACGGCGCCCUCCGCGCCCUGGGCGCCCGCCACUCGCCCGCGCUCGUCCUGCGCCUUGCUGCGCCCGCCCGCACCGCCGCCGGAGGCGUCCCCACCGACGAGGAGCAGGCAACCGGGCUGGAGCGGAAGGUGCUGGAGGCUGUCAAGAAGGGAACGGACCCGUACAGCAUGUUCCCACCCAAGAGCCAGGGGGGGACCCGGGAGCACCCCACCCUGGUGCCAUCUGUCAAUGAAAAGCGGAUUGUCGGCUGCAUCUGUGAAGAGGACAACAGUGCCAUCAUCUGGUUCUGGCUGCACAAAGGUGAGCCACAGCGCUGCCCAUCCUGUGGGGCCUACUACAAGCUGGUGCCUCAUGAGGUGCCCCAUUGAGCUCCUUGCCCUGCCCUGACCUGCUCUACUCUAUUUGCCCCUAUGUUUGAUUCUGGGAGAACAAUAAAGUUGUGACUGUCUCCUA